AAGCGCGCUCGGGUGCGCGGUCACGUCGACUAUUUAUUUAUUUAUUUAUUUUGAAUAUUCCCAAGAGGAGACCACCGGGCAACACGGCGGCACCAGCUGGUCUACGAUUCAAGUAUUCAUUCAACAUGACGGACGAACAAGAAAUCAUGUGCAAGUUAGAAAACAUCCUGGAAGUACGGAACAAAACGGUCCAAAUGCAGAAGAUCAAGUCUCGUCUGAAGAUUGAGUUUGAGGCUCUGGAGUCUGAGGAGAAGCAUCUAAAAGAGUACAAGCAAGAGAUGGAUCUCCUCCUGCAGGAGAAGAUGGCACAUGUGGAGGAGCUCCGGCUCAUCCAUGCAGAUAUCAAUGUGAUGGAAAGCACAAUCAAGCAGUCUGAAAAUGACCUGAACAAGCUGUUAGAAACAACUCGCCGCCUGCAUGAUGAGUACAAGCCUCUGAAGGAGCAUGUUGAUGCCCUGAGGAUGACUUUGGGACUACACAGACUCCCUCACCUCAAUGAAGAAGAGGAGAAACUUUCCUUGGAUUACUUUGAGAAGCAAAAAGCAGAGUGGCAAAAGGAGCCACAUGAACCGGCCAUCCCAGAAUCCCUUGCUGCCGCUGCAGCAGCGGCACAGCAACUUCAGGUGUCCCGGAAACAAGAUGCCCGCCAGACGGCCACCUUCAGACAGCAACCACCCCCCAUGAAGGCUUGCCUGUCGUGCCACCAGCAGAUUCACCGCAAUGCUCCCAUCUGUCCCCUCUGCAAGGCCAAAAGCCGCUCGCGCAACCCAAAGAAGCCCAAGAGGAAGCCGGACGAGUAGAUUCUUUACUCUAUUUACUGCAAACUGGCCCAGUGUGCUGAUCCUGAAUCAGUCAUACACACAGAAAUGCCAGAACUACGUGUUAGGAAGACUCCCACACACUUCGACUAUACACAUUACUAGUACUGUACCUUAUUCGAUAUCAGUCUACCAUUGAGCCAGGAUUGGGUUAUAUCUACAGUACGUUGUGUGUUCC
Molecule: messenger RNA, 996 nt
Organism: Phycodurus eques (leafy seadragon)
Lineage: Eukaryota; Metazoa; Chordata; Actinopteri; Syngnathiformes; Syngnathidae
Gene: zc4h2
Product: zinc finger, C4H2 domain containing
Exons: 5
Coding region: 126-800 (224 amino acids)
Biological process (GO): positive regulation of neuron differentiation
Cellular component (GO): nucleus
Source: RefSeq, a predicted model, not a curated record